AUGAUGAUGGCACGAGUUCAGUUAUUCUCCCUUUUCAUCUUGUUACCAUUGAUCACACAUGGUCACAGACAACCUUACAGUAGAAAGGGAUACGGUAGAUACGGCUACAGUUACCCGAAUAAUGUGAAAUAUGCUUAUGGACAUACGCAUGGAUAUUAUGCUCCUGGUAAGGAAAUAAUGGACGUAAUUUACAUUAACUGAUCGUAUCUUAAAGAGUUAGAUAUCUUUAUAUUAGAAUAUCUCUUGAAACAACAUUGCAUUACUGUACAUCCUUCGUUCUUUAUUAUUUUACAUUUUUAGCUCCUCGAAUUGUAGCCAGGCCCACCCUACCCGUGGUACCACGAACCUACUACUACCCAUCACAGUACUCCUCUCCACAGUAUGUUCAACCAUCUUAUCGUACAUAUCAACCCAGUUACUCUAACAGUGACUAUAACAACUAUUACAAUAAUUAUCUAAACUAUUACAACUAUAGGAACUACAACUAUGGUAACUACGCCAACAACUACGGCAACUACUACGGUAACUAUAACAGCUAUGGAAGCAACGUGCCAUAUGGAUAUUAUAGAGCACCAGGGGGGAACUCAAUAACUUUGGACAGUAAUUCCAAGUUUUACAUUUACAGCGAACAUACCGGUAACGGGUUGUAG
Bursaphelenchus okinawaensis is the source of this 650-nucleotide messenger RNA. Lineage: Eukaryota; Metazoa; Nematoda; Chromadorea; Rhabditida; Aphelenchoididae. The record is from the annotation of a GenBank genome assembly.